UGAUAAAUUUUGUAACAAAAUACAAUUUCUGUUAUGUCCCAAUCGAUAGUUUUGACGAACUUGGUCAGUAUAGGCAAGUGACUUGAAUUUUUGUCUGGUAGACAAAAAUUGAAUUAAAGUCCGUUCGUAUUCAUAUGACCUUUUGUGAACUCAUUCGACAGCCUCAAUAACGCAUGCGUAGAUUGCUUUAUAUAGCAGAAGACAUGGCCGACACGGGUAUGUCAACUCGCGGACGAAAACGUGUUCUCACAGAUUCAGUCAGAAAACGAAAUCGGCAAAACAUUCAGGCGUCUUAUAAUAAGGCGCGAGUAAAUAUCGGCGUCCAGUUUGAACGUUGGAAGGGGUUGAAAGACACUCUGAAGCUCGAGAGCCAUGCAGAUGUCGCGAAAGUUUUACUGGACAAGUAUGAACUGUAUAGAAAAGACUGCUUCGGUUCUCCCAAAGGAUCUACAGUCGAGCCCAUGAGUCCAGCGGGUGCACCUAUUACCUCUACCCCAGGACCAUCGUCUUUUCCAUACAAGUGUGAUGUGUCAAGAAUUACUUCUUCAGAGGCGGAAAUAACUGAUAAGUCAGAUGUAUACAUGUCUGGAAUAGAAGAAAUGAAAAAAAGCUGUCGAUGUCCCAUUGUGAAGGAGUCAAACAGUUUCAUAAACCCUUUUGAUUUGACCAUUGAUGUGACUGAGGUGGAAAUGACAGAUGAUGAUGUAGAGGAUGAUGAUUAUGAACCAAGUUUUAACAUCACUCUAAGAGAAGGACUUGACACCACUGCUGCUACUGAUGAUGAUGAAGAUGACGAAUGCAUAAGUGAUGAGGAAAUCGAGACUACAGAAGUUGAUUUUAGUCAAAGUCCUGGUUGUCAAUGCAUCAAAACCAAUGAAGAGAUACAAGGCUUUAUGAAUGAUCAACCUUUCUUGAUAUAUUACAACCAGCUGCUGAAUUUAGCUACAGCAAACAUACAGAAAACUUGUUCGCAUAAAGGCUGUGGACUAGGAGUAGAAAUAAAGAAAGAAGUUGUUGCAUCAGCCCUUUACCUGAAAUGGAUUUGUCCAGAUGGUCACACGCUUUAUAGAUGGUGCUCCCAGCCAAUCUUGAAUAGAGGUGUACACAUUGGUGACUUGAUGCUGACUGCAAGCACUGUCCUCUCAGGAAGUAAUUUCCAAAAGAUAUCGAUGUUUGCUAAAUUUUUACAUCUUCCUAUUCAUAGCAAAAGCACCUUCUAUAAAAUGCAGCGCCAGUAUGUUGUCCCAUCUGUCGAUGAACACUGGAUAAACCACCAAAAUGCAGUACUGGAGGAGUUCAGAGGAGUUGAUUUGGUUGUUCUUGGUAAAUACAAAUAUUGCUUCUAUGCAUUUGUAAACUAUCAGUAUUUCUGUCCUGACAAGAUUGAGAUUGGACAAAUAUUGGAUAGUGAAGAUGCAACAGUCCAACAAUUUUUGUGUUGGAUUGUUAGCUGGUUGAUUGCAACAGUUGUUUUAUUGGACUUUUGUUGGUUAGAACUAAAUAUAAUACCUGUAAGGGUAUAA
Molecule: messenger RNA, 1523 nt
Organism: Magallana angulata
Lineage: Eukaryota; Metazoa; Mollusca; Bivalvia; Ostreida; Ostreidae
Exons: 6
Coding region: 174-1523 (449 amino acids)
Source: RefSeq, a predicted model, not a curated record